AUUGUUAAAUAUGGUUGGUAAGAAAAAUAGCUCGAAGUACCGUAAAAAGCGAAGAGGAUUUGGUGGUCAAAGAAGGCAAGAAAUUGAAAGGGAAGAUAAUGGCGAGAACAGGAAUGAAAGCAUGACAUCUGAUGUAGGCCCAUCCACUUCGACUCCCGUUAAGACAGCUGACGAAGCAAACCGAUCUCUUGAAAAGAUCUCAACAAACUGUCCAAUUUUUGAAAAAGAGAGAAGUCAGGUUUUAACGAGGAAAAGAGCAAAAUCACUUGGGUUAGAAUCGAUAGCAAUGAAAAGACGAAAAAUGGUUCAUGAGAAAUCUUAUAUCCAAGACGCACAUGGCUUCAAACUCAUGAAAGCCAACAAGUUGCAACAUGCUCUCUCCCAAGCAGCAAUCUGUGGCUCUUGCAAAAGUCCCAAAGGCAAGCUUAUUCUCUUACAAGCUGAUCGCAAACGAGUAGGUCUGGAUGAAGAGCUUAUUCUUAAGUGUACAAAUUGCCAAGACACUACACUUUUUCACACAAGCCCAAGAAUGAAAACUGCCAUUGGAAAGUCCUCAGAAGUAAACUUCAGGUGUGCUCAAGCUGGUAUUGAGACUGGUCUUGGGCUGACAAAUUUGCAAAAGCUUUCCACUGCUUUUGACCUUCCGUUACCACUUUCGCAUGCAGCAUAUAAUGACUUGAUGAAAAAGUGUGAAUGUUGCUACUCAAAUGAGGCUGAUGCAUCACUCAAAAAAGCUGCACUGAAUCUCAAGAAUAUGGUAAAAGAGAAAGAUCCCAACUGCAAAGAUUUGGACCCUCUUUCUGACAUAUUUGAGGUCAGUGUUUCUGUUGAUGGCACUUGGCAAAAGCGAUAUGGAUACUCAUCACUUCAUGGUGUUGUCUUUGUGGUAGCCAUUGAUACUGGGGAGGUACUAGAUUAUGAAAUAAGGUCUAAAGUGUGCUUCCAAUGCAAGUCAAAAGAGCACAAAAAAGCAUCAGCAGAGUAUCAAACAUGGUGGGAAAGUCAUAGGCCAGUUUGUGAGAUAAACCAUUACGGUUCUGCUGAAUCAAUGGAAAAGGAUGCUGCAGUGAAAAUGUUUCUACGGUCAAUUGCAAAGCACAAUUUGAAGUACACAACAUAUGUUGGAGAUGGAGAUUCAUCUUCAUAUGGAGUUGUGGCUGAUGCUGUGUUCCAAAAAUAUGGCCCUGAAUAUUUGGUUUUGAAGGAGGAUUGCAUUGGUCAUAUACAGAAAAGGAUGGGGAAUGGCUUGAGGUCAUAUAAGAAAGGUGCCAAAGGUUUGAAGCUGGCUGACGGUGGCAAUGUUGGUGGGAGAGGGAGGCUGACUGAUGUUGUCAUUGAUUCCUUUCAAAAUUAUUAUGGUUAUGCCAUAAGAGCAAACACAAAUAAUUUAGAAAAAAUGCAAAAUUCAGUGUGGGCUAUCUAUUUUCACUCAAUAGAAGGAAGUGGAGAAACCCUUGAAGAGCCGCACAAAUAUUGUCCAAAGGGAAGAGACAGCUGGUGCAAAUAUCAAAAGGACAUUGUGCUGAACACAAAGAGCUAUGACAGAGCUAAAUGCCUACCUUCUGUUUUUAGAAAGGAAUUGCAUCCAAUCUUCAAAAGAUUAUCAAGUGAAAGUCUGCUCCGCCGCUGCUUAAGAGGACUAACACAAAAUCAAAAUGAGUCUCUUAAUAACGUGUUAUGGCAGAAAUGCCCAAAGAGAGUUUUUUGUGACAGAAGAAGGUUAGAGACAGCAACAGCAGCUGCUGUUUUACAAUGGAACAAAGGUUCUGGUGCAGUUUCAGACAUACUCAACAGAUUUGGAAUCAAUGAUGCAGGUGUCAACACACUAAGAGGUUGUCGCUGGCUCAAUAACCAACGCUUGAUCAAUGCAGCGCAGAAGUGUAAAAGCAAAUAUCUAAAUCAGAGAAGACUUUUAAGAAGAAAAACAAAAGAAUGUACAAAAACAGGGCAAGAUUACUUGGCUGGUGGAUUUAGCAUCCACAAAGUUCCUGAUUGUCCAGAAAACAAGAAAAAGGCCCCAAAGAACAAACUGGCAUCAACUGGAGAUACUGGCAUAACGUUUGUCAAUUAAAAAAAUAUCCCUUUGGUUGUUGAACAUGCCAACAGGCCAAAAAAGGCCAAAAAGUAGGACAGCAGGUUUUAAAUUGUCUUUUUUAGAAGUGGGGCACAAUUUAAAGCAUAUCAGGUAUGAUAAAAAGCUAAGUUCUGUUGUAUAAAUAACAAUGAUCAUAAAAUGUUGUUUAUGAAACUUUCAAUGCCGUUUUUGAAAUUAGCCAUUUUUGACUUUAAGAAAAAUAUCUCUGUGACCAUGUGAGAUAUUUGACUCAAAUUUUCUAUGAUACAUUAUUUUUUGGUUACCAUUAGAAUAAGCAGACAAAAUUCUGAUAUCACGUGUAACUCUUGAUCUACCUGGAAAAAAGACUUUUUGGGGGGUUUCCAUGGCAACCGUUACCUGGAGGAGAAAUUCCUCUGCUCAUUCAGAUAACAUUAUCUCGGCAAGUUGUUUGGUACCUUGUUUGUUGAAAUACAACAUUCUGUUUGUUUCAAAUCUUUUCUCAAAGUUAAAGCACUGUUCUGGCAAACUGGUCUGUAAAAUAUAGACUAGUCACGUGAUUUUCAAAUAUAUUUGGAAAAAUUUUUUGUAGGUUGUUAACAAAUGUUUUUGAAGUGUUUCAGACCUGUGCGCCUUGUCAUUAUUGAAAUAUUCAACUCUGUGUACCGGAGACAUGAUUUGUGAUCAAAACCUAGAUAACCACCUAGGGCAUUUGUUGAUCGAUGCAGAGAAGUUUAAAGUUUUGCUCUAGCUACUAUGAUUUUCCUAAAUUUUAAUUUUAAAUUUGUUCAUCUUAUUUUAUUGUUUUUUUUUCCAAAACAUUUUUUUCAAAAAAGAUUUUAUUCAAAGAGUCCAGCCUUGUACGUUUUGCCUUCUUUCGUCAUCUUGGCUUUUUCUUUGGACGUUUUUGCAUAUUUAAUAGUUUUCCUUCUCUGCUUUGCUUUGGUAGAAGAUGCUUUGACAGCUUUUUUAAGUCUUUCAAUUGACUUUUUUAAUGUCCCCUCAGUCAUGUGGUGGCCAGGCUCAAUACCUAGAAAUUUACAAAGAGUUAGACGAAAGGUUGCUCCCUUUGUAAAUUGACACAAUGCCAUUCGUGCUGCAAUUUCAACCAUAUGACGACCAGCAAAUGUUAUUUUUGGGCAAAAUCUCCAAAGAAGACCGUGCAAACUCUCAUUUGGAUUUUGUGUUCUGCUUCUGAUGCACCUUUUUAGCAAACGUUCAUCAGUCAGUCGCUGAAAUAUUGGAACAAGCUUUUUGCCAACAUCUUCUGGGAUUGUUUCAUGCUCUUUAUGUGACCCAGAAUUUUCAUUUUUAGAUACUGCUUGUUGCCAGAAACACCAAGAAUUCUCUCCUGGUGGGCAGUGGACAUGCUUAGGGUUUUCAUCAGUGGAUGUUAAAUGAAAUAAGAUUGCAAAAUAGUUUUGCCCGUCCAUAAUAGUUUUGAAUUUUGAGCAUCUUUGCUCUGGUCAACUUUCCCUUUCCUGAUAUGGAGUCCUUUUGAGCUUUGCAUUCUUGCGGGAGGUUGACUAAGGCAGUUCCCAUUCUUUUUGAUACAUGGUUAAUACAUUCCUCUUUAACAAUAGUAACACUAUUGCGAUAUGGUUUAGCCUCAAGAACCGAGUCAAAUGCUUUAGACCUUUUAGACCAGGCGGAGAAUGGGGGUAGGGUCCCCCCUCGGGGAAGUAAUUCUAGUUAGGUGGGUUUGAGUAAUUUUGGGGUGCUGAUUACGAAAAUCGAUGUUAUACGGGCAAGUUGGGGGGGGCCUUCAGCCUCUAUUUCAUACCAAAGUCUCGUUUUCAAUCAAAAUAGAGCAAGUUGCUUUUUAAGGGUCAACCCUUCGGUGAAAUAUCUAAAAUUCAUUGGAUCUAGAUAAUUUUAGAAUGCUGAUUCCAAAAUUCGAUAUUAUAAGUACGUAUAAGGAGGCGUUUGGCCUCAAUUCCUUGUUUAAAUCUCGUUUUCACGCAAAAGGACAGAAGCGGCGUCAUAAGAUUCCUCCCAAUAAAGGAAGUUUUCCAAAUUUGGCGCAAUAGGGUAAUUACGGUGAACUGAUUCUAAAAAUAAUGUUUUAAGGUCUUUUGGGGGUCUUUUUGGCUCCAAUUCAUAACAAAGUCUCGUAUUCAAAAAACACUUUUGAGCAUUAGCCGCUAUAAAAUUCAACUACCCUAUAAAUCAUCUAUCAAUCUAUCAAACCAGUUUCCUCCAAUCUAUGUAUAGAAAAUGUAUAUUUUGUGGAUUUAUUAUGAUGAUUCAUUGUAUAAAUCAAUGAUAUCUUCAUUAAAAUCGUUUUCUCUACAAAUCAUCUAUCAUCGGUAGACACAAUUUCGUUAUUCAGCAGCUCUGCGACAUCAGCUGGGUAGCAUACAUCACUCCAAACAACUGAUCAGCUUUCAUCCCAUCCAUGAUUAGCUGGGUUGUCCAUAUCCACCGUUAAGCGACUUGAUCGCUGAUUCUGAGCUUUAAAUUCAAGGUGGCAGCAAGCUUAAAUCGGUUAUUUUCUUUUCAUUUGUAAACUCUGCAAAAACAUUUCUUCCUCACGUCGUUUACCGUUUGCAUCCUUUCGUUUCCAUAAAAUACGUAUAUAAACUUUUCCAAUCCCCUCUCAACUUUUUCGGUACUUGAAGUGUGGUCCCCAGAUUCGUAAAUAUAUUUAGGUAAUCUAUCUUUUUGCCAUUUGUCUCUAAAAAAGCUAUUUUCCCUUUUCAAAAAAAUAGAAACAUAGUCUUUUCCUGAAAAAGCAAGAAGACCGAUUAGUGCUCUCCUUGUUUCUUAAUGUCACAGUGUUGAAGAUGCUAAAAUUGCAAUUUUCUUAUUUAGACCUGUUCCGUUAUCAAUCAAUACUUGAUUUCCCGCAAAAUCAAGGUCAACAAAGAGGGAUAAGACAUUGAUAUCCCCGGAAGGAAGGUGAUCUGACAGAAUCCCCAUUCCUUAGGUUUGCUGCUUUCAUUAAAGCAAUCAGCUUUGUAUAUGCUUCUUUGUGAUUGCUCUUCAUUCUUUCAUCUAUGACAACUUCAUCUUCCGUCACUUUAGUGCAAUUGUUUUCGUUGGAAAAGAGGACGGUCUUUCCUUGUAACUAACUUUUGGCUUCUUUUAUCGCUCUUUGAAUUAAUGUGCAUGGUUCUGUUUUCUCCAUUCUGUAGAAAAUUAAUAAAAUUGCGAGGAACUAUCAUGUCUGGACUGCAACGUUAUGCAAUGGCUCAAUCUGGCAAAAACUGUGAUUGGCUGCUUUUGACCAGUAAGAAUGUGAAGCAUGCUUUGGAGUCAAGAACUUUCCCUUUGACACCGUAUGCACAACAUCUUGGUUAAGUGAACAAAAACCUUAUUAUCUCCAUAUAGCUUCGAAAGCUCUUUUAGCUUUUAUCGGGUCUGUUUGCUUUCCAAUUGUUUCAUUGUACUCUACAAUGGUGGUCUCCAUUGACAAGCACUGCUGACCUGGGACUAUUUGGAAGAUUCAUCAUGCUGGCCGAGUCCUUUAUUGCAUUGUAGCCGCACCCAAUACCCCUGAAUGCAAACACUGAUCGAACUUUAACUUCAAAUGGUUUCUGUGUCGAUUCUGAUCGGUCCACUCUUUUGCUUAAGUUCUCCUGGCUAAUUUUUGACUGACAGAGACUACAGUAAGUGAAGGCCUUGCUACAAAAUCCCAUACCAUUUCCCCUUCACAGUGUCAAAGAUUACGCCAGUCUGGUUACAGUUUGGGCAGCAAAGUUCAACAAAUAACUUGUUCAAACAUUGCUUACUAACAAUCAGAAAGCAAUUGUCCAUUUGAAUCUGACUCUCCAUCCCAACUAUUUCAUCCUGCAUACUUUCAAGUGUAAGGCCAAAUGCUUCAAGCUUUUUUGCGCUCAUUGUUGGCGUGGAAAAUGAGGGUGUGAUAGGCCUAAAUUCAUUCGUUGAAGUUGCCUCUUCGAUGGCCUCUCGAAUAACAAUCUUUUUUAUCUGUCUCCUUUUCCGAAUGCCUUUGAAGCACUGGAAAUUUAUCUUGCCCAUGACAAGGAAUAAAAGGUAUAAUAUCGAAGAAAUAGUUGGAACACACUUGUUCGAAACCACAGACUUUAGUCGACUAAAACGACAGCUGAAAUCAGCUGAUCCAACGAACCAAUCAAUGACCACUAUCUUUGGCCUUGGCCAAUCAGAUGCAAUGUUCUAAGUCUCGUUUUGAAGUUUAUUGUCUAAGUAGACUUUGACAAAGGCAAAUUACAGGUUGAUUGUUAGUUUGAAUACUAAUAUAAUGGGAAAAUCAAACAAAGCAAAAAAUGAGCUUUCGAAUGAUAUCCGGGUAUCGGGAAAAGUAGACCUAAAUCUUUUGAUAGGAAGUCACGAAACUGAAAGAUUUUGAUCGUAAUUUGACGUCAAAAUUACCAAACCAACUGAUUAAAAAGUUUAAAUAGACAGUCUUAAAGUAAAAAAUAAGGUACUUUGUUGCUAUUUUUCUAUUCUCUGAUAGUAAAAUGUUAUAAUCAAGGGAAAAACCGAUUUUGCAUUUUUUCAAAAAAAUUUCAGAUUUUCGACCUAUCCUCCAUCUUAAGGAGUGCAACACAAGAGUUUUAAUGUGUGCACUCCAUAGAGAACAAGCAUGGAAACGCUGGAAAAGAAGAAAGAAUCCAGUUUGUUGUGUAUUAAAUGUCGGGAGCUACUAAAACAGCUACAUCUGAUUGCUGAUGCACCAAAUAAUUCGAAUGGCCCUUCUUGCAAACUUUUUAACAAAGCUGUAGAGACACUCAGAGCACCAGAGGUGUGGAAAUCUAAUUUAUUUUCUCAAAGAUAUAAUAAUCAAUGGUGGCUUUCUUGUCAAGAGCCUUGGAUGCAUGCAUUUAGAGAAAAGGAAUUAUGAAGAAAUAUCAAUACGAACAAUGGAGCGGAACCAUUGAACAAGUUAUUAAAAUACAAAUGUUUAAAGAAUAUUGCAUUACUGACUUGAUAAUUGAACGCUUCUUGCCAUAUCAGUAUCGGGAGUAUCUAACAGAAAUUGUUAAGGCACAAAAAUCUAAUGGAAUUAGAUCCUAUGGACAAAACAUUCCAUCAUACUUGCAAAAUCGUCCAAAAGCAUUUAUUCAGCACUGUUUGGUUCCUGUAAGAAAUGUCGUAACGGACUCUUUUAGGGAUAGCAGCAUUAUAUUGGCAGAUAAGACAAGUCUGAUUUUUGAAAUAAAAUCUUUGUCGGGGUGUGAGACUUAUUCAUAAUAAGUGCAGUUAAGGGAUUCCCCAAUGUGAGUGUUCGGACUGGUGCCAGAACAAAUUGCCUUGCAAACACAUGUUCUAUCUACAUAUUGCAAACACAUUGAUUGGAGCAGCCUGCCUUAAAAAUAUCUUGAUCAAUCUUUCUUGAAGAUCGACCAAAGUAUCCUGCAAGUUGAAAAAAAGACGACAGCCCUUAUGAAGAGAAAUUUUCAACAACAUGAAUGCCAACGGCGAUCGGUGAAGAAAGUACCAACUCUAGUGAUGACCCUCAUGCUAACUGACAAAAAUGAAGCUCUAUAAGUAGGGCAUGCAUCUCAAAGGUAGAAACUCAAAUUCACCAGUGUCCCAACAAGGCCAAAUUAAUGGAACUUAAUAACAAUCUUGAGAUUAUUCUGAAGACGAUGGAUAGUUCGAUGCGGAAGGAUGAAACAAACUGCAUUUUCCUAAGCACAUCUGAACCAAAGCACUUGGUACAAAAGAACAGGCAACAAAAGCCAUGCAGUCCACCAUCAAAUGAAGAGAUUCAGCCACUCAGAACAAACAAAUCGCGCAAGAGACCACUUGAAAGUUGGAGAUCCCGAGGAAGUUAUGGCCGAGCUGCAGAGGCUUUUCAAAAAUAAAAAAAGACAAAGGUAGAAGUUGAUGAAAAAACUGUAAUGGAGACAACCCUCAUUACUGAGGAUAUAAAAGAGACUGACAAUUUGGAGCAAAUAACGAAAAGCAAAAUAAAACUGGAAAAUGUUAUAGAUACUUCAGUUUGAACUCUGCAUAUGCAAACUGCAUUUCUGAUUAUUCACAAAUAAUGUCCUCUUGGAACGUACACAUCAGACGCAAGAAAAUUCAGGUUAAUAAAUACAUGUCCAAUUGAUCACUAGCUGAUGCUUUGUCAAGUUUGUAAUGUUCGUUUUAGAGAUAUCUUGAUUAAUAUGACGUCUGUCGAAAUUAGAAAUGUUUUGAAACAUAUCCCAUUAUGUAGGUAUCUUGACGCAAAGUUGCAGCUGGCAAAAAUGAAUUGCAUGGAUCCAAUCACAGGUACAUGCAAUUUCUAUGGCAUUGAAACUGAAAGGUUUGUCCGUCACCUUUCAUUUCCCUACAAGUACCAACAAGAUUCUGAAUGCUCAAACAAAGCUUGUCUAGACCAAAAUAAACCCUUUAUUUUGCAAUGUUGUUCCUGAACAACAGAAGAAAAAUUGCAUAAUUUGAAAAUGAGAUGAUAAUUUAUGCUGAUUAGUUUGUUAACCAAUAGGGGGGUGCCUAUUUCUAUGACAACCACCCAUCAGGAACAAUUCUAGCCUCACUUUGAAUAAUGUGUGCAUUUUCAAAAAUGGUGGACACGAUUUCAAUUUGAAGCGACAUCAAGUGACACAUUGAACAAGGUCUCCAUUGCAGGUAUAUGUUUCAGGGCUCUUAGAAAAAUAUGCCAGUGUUUCUUUAUAUUCAAUUUAGACAUUUAUGUCCUCUUGUAAUGUCUAUAGGUAUUUUUCCCCCGUUAUUUCUGAUUUCCGUUGUGUUGUUGUAGAACAACAUCAAGAAGAGAGGGUGCAAAAUAUACCGAAAUUGUCAAAUAUAAAGGUCAAGAUUUACGAAUAAAACGCAAGCUUUUAGUAGUUUUAGGAGCCAAUAUGUUUGGGUGGUGAACAUUUAGCUUUAUAUAGACAUAUUGAACAGUCGAAAAGUGAAAAUGAAAUUGGAAAAGUAGAAAUAAAAUUUGUAAAUUUUUUCAAAAGGCACAGGUAAUAAGAAAAUGAGCAAAGGUUUCUUACUCCUGUUAGAUAAUGCAAAGUCAUGAGAUCAUACCUUCCUUUUGCCCCCAACGACAACUUCCACCUGCUGCUCUCUUUUAUUUUUACUUUCUUUUCCACUUCCUUAAAGAUAUUCCAAAAUUUGUAACGCAAACAGUCAACCUUUUUUAAGCUGCCUAUCAUCACGAAGGGUAACAAUUGAUAGGGUACAAUUAUUGUUAUCAAACUGACGAGAUAUCAUCAAAAAUCAUAAUAUUAUUCUAAAAAUCACUGCUCCUAAAAAUUCAUGUGAAUUAAUAAAGAGGAAUGCGAUCAUACCUUCUCUUCCCCCGCCAAGGAUUCUCCGUUUUCUACCUCCUGGAAGGUAAGGGAAAUUUAUACCAAAAGACUAUAAAAAGUAUUUUGAAAAUAUAUAAUUAUUUCUGAGACGUAGAGAGUAACGGUUGAUAGGGUAAAAUUAUUGUUGUCAAACUGACUAAAUAUCAAAACUGUUAAAUGAAAAAAUUAAAAUCUUUUAAUUUGCUAGUAUAGUAGCACUGAAAUCUACUAUUCAAAAUCGUCUUGAAGACAACUUAAACCCUAAGAUCAAUUUAGAAUGAUCAAAUUUGAUGCAAUAUUCAUUGAGUGCAACAGAGCGUAAUGUUCAAAGAAUAUUGUGAUAAGAAGUGAAAUUGCAAACAAAGUAAAGUCCAGCCUAAAAUUAACUCAAGUAGUACAUCCAGUUACGACUGACGUACAUUCUAGCCUGACUAAGAAGGAUAUCAACAAAAUGAACAAUUUGAUUUUUUUUCAUGCAAAAUAGUACACAUGAUUGCGAUCGUACCAUCUUUUUCUCCGCGCAACUUUCUCCGUUUUCAACCUCCUGGAAGGUAAGGGAAAAUUUAUACCAAAAGACUAUAAAAAAUAUUUUGAAAAUAUAUAAUUAUUUCUGAGAUGUAGAGAGUAACGGUUGGUUGGGUCAAAUUAUUGUAGUCAAACUGACUAAAUUUCAAAAAGUCAGAAAACGAUGCUUAAAAUCACUGUUUUAUUAUUAUUCAUGCUAGGCAAUUGAGAAAAGUGAAAUAAAAUCAAGCAAAAUGGCGCUUGACUGUGCCAAUCUGUUGCUGGUAUGGUAGGUUCUAUAUUACGCUAAAUGAAGAUAUUAAAAUGUGCAAUUCUAAUCCGUCUUAAACAAAAUUCAAACCCAAAUAUCAAUUUAGAAUAAUCAGUUUUGACAUACUAUCAAUUGAUUGCAACAAAGUUAAGUGUCCAAGCAAUGGGGUGGAAAAAGUGAAUUUAAGCAAAGUUAAGAACUUGUGAGAUUCACACUAGCAUUGCUAAGGGAAACAUGCCUCUCAGUGGAAUAAUUAAAAAAACAAAAAUGUUCAUAGUCAAGACUAAGGACAUCCAUCUCCUCCACAACUGUUUUGUUUGUCUUUUCUGUAUCCAUUUUCUUAAAGAUAAAUGACAAUUUACAGCACCAAACUUUAGAGAAAUUUAUAUACUCAUUCCUUCUAUUGAGACGUAACUUAAAGUAAUGUAAAACAUUUUGGCUGCCUAUCAUGGGGAAGAAGAUAAAACGGGGAAAAUGUACAUACUGUCAAGUUCAGUAGAUAUCAGAAAGGUUUACAUGAUGCCAAAAAUCUAUUUUUUAUUUAGUAGCCAUUGCUACUCUCUAUUUAGUGCCUAAUUGCUGGGGGGUCGGAAUAAAUGGGAGGGGAUGGAUGUUAUGUUCAAAAUUAAUUGGGGGGGGGGGGUUCCAAUUACCAGAGGGGUCUAAGUUGUGAGUUACAUAUACUGAACACUCAAAAUGCAUUUAAAAUAAGUAAGUACACUUAUUUCACUAUUAUAUAGCUAUUAUUUAUCAUCGACAAUAUUUAGCCUGUGUUACGCAUAUUUCACUACAAUAAUUAACACAAAGUGCCAAAAUCAAUUGGACAAAUUUUCAAUAAUUAAUUAGCGGAUGGGGGGACGGCAAUUAGGCACCUAAUAGUAGGCAGUUAUACUAUUUUUUCAUAAGAAUGAUUUUCUAAGAGCACGAGCCUUGAAACCAGUAAAA
This is a messenger RNA of Rhopilema esculentum, 11008 nucleotides long. The record is from RefSeq and is a predicted model, not a curated record. NCBI's taxonomy places the organism in Eukaryota, Metazoa, Cnidaria, Scyphozoa, Rhizostomeae, Rhizostomatidae.